Molecule: messenger RNA, 957 nt
Organism: Dentiscutata erythropus
Lineage: Eukaryota; Fungi; Glomeromycota; Glomeromycetes; Diversisporales; Gigasporaceae
Source: the annotation of a GenBank genome assembly
AUGGACCCCAGCAGUGCAUCAGGUGAAGACAUACAGUCCAGGAAUAUAGCUGACCCAGAUGCUAAUAGACCAACAAAGAAAACAAGAACAACAAUUACAAAUGAAAUAGAGCAAAUCGCUAUAGAUAAUACAGACACUAAGAAAGUGACAUCAUCAGAUCAAAACAAAGCAAACGUGGAAGAAAUGAGUGCAGAAGCCAUGGCAGUCGACCAAAUUGAGAAACAAGAAAUCCAAGUAGAUCUAGACCUAUCAAAUCUAGCACAAGACCCUACACAAUUAGAAACUGAUCUUCAUGCAAGUCACAAAACAGGCAGUACCCUGAACAAAGGGAAAGCAACUUUAGACUAUCUAACAAAAAUAUCUAAGCAACUAAGACAGUUGAGAAAAAUCGAAGCAGAACAGACACUAAGAGGAAAGAUCCAAUACCAUAUAAUGAAGAGGUGCCAAAAUAUAGAUCAAAAUACUACAAAGAUGAUUGAUAAUAUACUAAAGAGAUAUACUGAUAAAAUUGAUUUUCAGAAAGUUGUCACAACGGAUGACAUAAUCACUGACUCUCGAUUAAUUAAACAGGCCAUCAGACAACACUUUAGUAAAUGGACUAAAGCCAACCCAACAAAUGACACUUUCAAGGAAGAUUGGGAAUCGACGUUCAAACCACUUAGUAAAGCUAGUGAAAAAAUGUAUGCAGGUCUGUUAAAGGCUAUUACAAUUGGAGAACUUGAAGAUACCCUGAAAAAUGCACCGAAAGAGAUGGCCCCGACUGGUAAAAAUAAUUCUAAAAAACGAACAGAGAAUAAAUUGAGCAUACCAACACCACAUUUACAAGAAAAUUGUACUAUGGCAAAUAUCAAUUGGAAAUUAACUUUCGAACAAAUUAUAAGUGCAAACCUCUUGAUAGAAACACAAGCUUUAGUCAGCAUACAUGCUCUAAAUAAAUUUGUAUUUAAUAAUAAAUAG